AUGGCCGACCUCCAUAUGAGAACGCUUGACAAACAACGCUAUCUGCAAAAUCUAGGGUACGAAUACAGAUGCAUAUGGGAAUGCGACUUUGAACGGCAAAGUAAGGUUGAUGAACUACUGAAGUCAUUUUUAAAGACAUUAGACGUUGAAGACCCCUUAGAACCAAGAGACGCUUUCUACGGAGGAAGAACGGAAGCAUUUACUAUGUAUGCAGAAGCUUCAAAAAACAGACAGAUCAAGUACUAUGACGUAACAUCCCUUUAUCCAUACAUCAACAAAGUUGGGAAAGUACCAUUGGGCCACCCUACCAUCAUCACAGAAAACUUUCAAAAUAUAGAGGAAUACGAGGGUUUGAUCAAAUGCAAGAUGAUACCUCCAAGAAACUUAUUCAUACCCGUUCUUCCGUAUCGCUCCAAUGGAAAAUUGCUGUUUCCGUUAUGUCGUACGUGCGCCGAAGAUUCAUCAACAGCAAAGUGUUGUCAUGGUGACCAAAAAAGGGCUAUCACUGGAACAUGGGUCACUGACGAAUUGAAAACUGCCAUCAGAAAAGGAUACAGACUGUUGGAAACGUACGAAGUAUGGCACUUUGAAAGCAUUUCACAAUACGACACUGUUUUGAAAACUGGUGGUGUCUUCACUGAGUACGUAAACACCUUCCUGAAACUCAAACAAGAAGCUAGCGGAUGGCCUAACUGGUGUAAAACUGACCAUGAUAAAGUAAAAUACAUCAAUGACUUUUAUGAUAGAGAGGGCAUACUUCUGGACAGAGAAAAAAUCGAGGAAAAUCCUGGGUUGAGGAGACUGGCCAAGCUCAUGCUUAACAGUUUCUGGGGAAAGUUUGGUCAACGCACAAGCAUGAUACAGUCAUCAUAUAUAUCUGACCAGUGUGAGUACUUUGACAUGAUGUCUAGUGACAGCCAAAUCGUCAAAGAUGUCAACUUUGUAUCGGAUGAGAUGGUGAGGAUGGAUUGGAACUACGACAGUGAUUUUCUGACAGCUUCUGGUCGCACAAAUGUUGUAGUUGCUGCCUACACAACUGCACAGGCAAGACUCAAGCUGUAUAGCUACCUGGAACCCCUGGAUAGAAGUGCACUAUAUUGUGAUACAGAUUCAGUGGUGUUCACGGUGGAGCCAGGGCAAUGGAAGCCUAAUCUUGGAGAUAAUCUUGGUGAUCUAACUGAUGAGGUGGAAGGAACGAGCAUUGUUAACUUUGUCACGGGAGGCCCAAAGAACUAUGCAUAUACACUCUCAAAACCAAAUAAGGAUGGUGAAAUGAGUUGUUGCAAGGUUCGAGGAAUAACUCUUAACUACAAAAACUCUCUAGAAAUAAAUUAUGACACUGUGAAAGACAUGGUUUGUGGCAAGAAGAAAAAGGUUACUGUGUGUGAUGAACUCAAAACUUGUAGAGACAAACAAUCAUGUAACCUCUUGACAACAUUGGAAAAUAAGGAUUAUCAGAUUGUUUUUGACAAGCGUGUCAUGUCCAACAAAUAUGUCACUCUUCCGUAUGGAAUGUGA
Pecten maximus is the source of this 1518-nucleotide messenger RNA. RefSeq names its product probable DNA polymerase. The transcript is spliced from 2 exons. The coding region runs from base 1 to 1518 and encodes 505 amino acids. Lineage: Eukaryota; Metazoa; Mollusca; Bivalvia; Pectinida; Pectinidae. The record is from RefSeq and is a predicted model, not a curated record. Gene Ontology annotation, biological process: DNA replication. Gene Ontology annotation, molecular function: DNA-directed DNA polymerase activity; DNA binding; nucleotide binding.